Messenger RNA from Tribolium castaneum (red flour beetle), 1796 nucleotides. RefSeq lists its product as uncharacterized. Lineage: Eukaryota; Metazoa; Arthropoda; Insecta; Coleoptera; Tenebrionidae. Bases 51 to 1751 code for a protein of 566 amino acids. The transcript is spliced from 5 exons. The record is from RefSeq and is a predicted model, not a curated record.
CCAAAAUUUUUCCACCAAACAUUUCCAACAUUUAUGUAUAAAUUCAGCAAAUGCCUAAUAACUCACAAAUGAUUACAAUGAAGCGAAAAGCAGUGGUGUUUUGUGCCUUGUUAUUGAGCACUUUUGGACACGAGCUUUUAAAUCGUCAAAAACCAUCCCAUGCUCUUUUAUCGCGUGUCCAUUCUAAAGAAGAAUGCCGUCUCGAAUGCAUACCAGAUUCAGGAAACUCAUCGAAUUUGCAAAUUUUUAUCAACACAACUACAAAUUUAGUGGCUGUGGCUAGUACUAAAACCGAAGUUGCGUUAAUUCUGGAUGUAAAUUCGGGAUUGGUCGGUCUGUUUAAUGCAAUUUCUCAUUCGGUGAUAAUAAUUAAUAUUGAACGAAGCACCAGAGUUGCAUUUUCUCAAAAUUCUACAUGGAACAAGUCUGAAACUUUCCAACAAUACUUUCAAACUCUAACUUCGUUAAAAAUUUUAUACGAACAAGGGGAACAUCAAGGCGAAAAGUUUUCCGAUAGUAAUAUUACACAAGAAAUUGCGAUACAAAUAACUUUCGUUUUAAAAAUUCUAACGUCUGAUAAAUAUUCGAUUCAAGUUAAAGAAGCAUUAGAGGUGCUUGUUGAUGUUUCAAAAAAUUUGCUAAAAUCUUUGAGAGAAGUCACCGAAAUUGUAAAAAGUCAAGUUAUUAAUACAAACCUUGAAAUAAAAGAAUUAAUUGGAAUUGUGAACGGUUUAGCUAGUUUUGUAAAACGCCUAAACGGAGGCAUUUCUCUUUUAACAAAACGAGAAAUAAGACUCGACUUGGACAUUAUUAUAAAUUCUAAAACCGCAAUAGAUGUUUUCCUUUACAUUUUACUACAACUGAAAUCGAGUAAAUUACGUUUGAAUGAAGUUCUACGUGAUGGGUUUGACUCACCUCAAGGCUUUUUUUUCCUAAUUGCAAAAUUAGGAGGAAAUUCUACACGCGGCAUCAAUGGGAUUUUGACAAUACUUUCAAAAAUAAUCGCUUUGAAUCAACGAACUUCCAUUGAGUCUGUUGUUAUCGCUCUGAUACAAUUUUUUGGUAAUUCAAAUGGCAAAAAUUUUGGUAAAGAAUGGCAAACUACGAUCGAAAAUUUAUCACGUACUAUUAAACAACUUCACUUGAAUGAUAUUCUAAAAAAAGUCGUGAAACAACUCCAGGAUAUUCGCAACGAAAAAUGGACCGAAAAUCACGUUAACUUAUCCAAAAUCGUUAAAAUUUUAACUAAUGCUUCAACCCCAAUUGAUUCAAUUGUUAAAAUUCUUGCAAUUCUUCAAAAAGUUGUUCCGAUUAAUGUUUCGCUCCCUUUCUUGUUAAUCGAAUUUGUGCGUCUUUUAACGACGAAAACUGGACUUGAACUUAUUGUUGCUUUAAUACCGCAAAUUAAAACCAACACGAAAACUUCAAAGAGUGAAAUUCUUCGAAGCAUUUUGCGUGCUAUUGAUAUCAAAAAUUCGGGUAAUAUCGGUAAAGCAUUAAAAAAUGUACCAAUAGUUGAAACAAUUUAUUCGGAACUUGAAAAAUCGGUGAAUAAAGAAGCCCACUUGGAACUAAAUGUUGUCAUUGGAGAAAAAGCUUCAAGACACGUUUUAUUGGAGAUACGAAGGAUUUUGAUUAAAGCCAUUCGUGACGAAAGUGAAAAUGAUAAUAGUGGUCACUCGAGCUUAGAAAACGGCCACCAACACUCAAAAGAACAUGGAAAAGUUAAACAAAACGGAAAAAGCCACUAAUUUACAAUACAAAAAUGUAAAAAUGUAAUAAAUAAUGAAUGAGUA